Messenger RNA from Stylophora pistillata, 3295 nucleotides. RefSeq names its product beta-1,4-N-acetylgalactosaminyltransferase 3. Lineage: Eukaryota; Metazoa; Cnidaria; Anthozoa; Scleractinia; Pocilloporidae. Gene Ontology annotation, molecular function: acetylgalactosaminyltransferase activity. The record is from RefSeq and is a predicted model, not a curated record. Gene Ontology annotation, cellular component: Golgi cisterna membrane.
CAUGGUAUAAUUUGAAGUGACGAAUUGAAUGUUUAAAGUGACGAAUUGAAUGUUUGAAAUGACGAAUUGAAUGUUUGAAGUGACGAAUUGAAUGUUUGAACAACAAGUUUGAAUUUUGGCGGGGAUGGAUACCCAAAGUAUGGGAACUUCCCUUUAUCUGUCAGCAAAGCCUGCUCAGCGCAUGAGCCAACGAGAUGUCUAUAAACCUGUCGUCAACUGACGACGGUGAAGACUCGAAGGGAAGCGAACAUGGUUUUCAGAAAGUUACGACGAGGACUCUGUGUUUUAGUGCCUAUCUACGUGUGCCUGGUGUUCAUUGGAUUUUUCUCAUUCAUAUGGUCACGCUCUAGAAACCCCCAAACGCAAACACCAAUUGCAAUUGUGCCCGUGAUCGUUUACACGGAGCCAAUUUCUUUCGGUAAUACUUCGUUCAAUUCAUCCAAAAUGUCUGGAGUGUUAAACUUGCACAUAUGGAAUGAUUUAUGUGGGAAUAGCGUCGAUAUUCUUCGCGAAACGCCUCUCUUUCCUCGCUAUCCUCACGAACGACUAUUAAUCGAGAGUUUUCAAACUGUGCGGAAUGUAGAUGCUUAUGCGCAAAGAAUUUUUGGUUUCAUCGAACCUAAGGUUUCGGGCUUAUACACUUUUGCAAUUUCAUCCGAUGAUACUUCGGAGCUGUGGCUUAGUUUGGACCAAAAUCCACGCAAUCUUCGCUUGAUAGCAAGUGUUUUUUCUCCUACACAAAGCGCUUGGACAGGGGAAAGCGAUUUCUCCAAAUAUGCCAAUCAACAGUCUCGAAACAUUCGCCUUGAGGCGAAUCGAAGAUAUUUCGUGGAAGCACUUCAUAAACAAGGUAACGGUGAUGGCAGGAUUCAAGUUAACUGGAGAAAACCGGGGUCUAUAAAACUCGAAGCUAUAACAGGAGAAUAUCUGAGUGGGUAUUUGGACGAAAAAAAGAGAAACGAAAGCUUCCGUGACUUCAAUAAUAUUAAGGGCCAAGACCACGAGGAACUUCAGUGGAGUCCAAGUCACGUUAAGCAAAGAAUUUUUAAAGGGUUGGAUCUAAAGAGCCAGUUUAAUUACACGUCCGUUCCUUUCAUUAAUCGCAGUGAGGUCAAAGGAGUUUUAAAGUCGUGUUCUUACAAACCGAGUUACAUUAUCGAAAGAAACCUUUCUCGUUACGAAGGUGUUAACUUGGUGCACGAUUCGUUGAUAUACCCGGUCGAUAACACCUUUCUUCAUCAAGCGCGAGUGCCGUGGUCGGCGGGAAAUAAAAUAGUUAAUAAUGUAACUGUUGGCAAAAUUGUUGGGAAAUUUAUGAACAGUUUACGAAAGUUUCAUCGGAAGUACUAUUUACAAAGAAUCCUCAACGUUGAACAGAAUCCUGAUCCUAAGCUGGGAAGUCGUUUCCUGCUUGAGCUUGAAUUGGGUGUCAGUGGAUCAGGUGAAAGCUUCCGUCUCUCUGAAUAUGUGUAUCUUCCUCUUGAGAAAGAGGAGCUUUGUUUCCCUGAAGGAGUAGAGUGGAAUAGCAAUGCAACAGUAUACUUUAUUCUGCCUGUUAAAAACCAGGGCAUGUGGGUCCAUCACUUUGUUUCUCAACUUGCUGCUGUGUCAAAUCAGAGUGGUGAUUACAACUUUCAUGUUAUUGUUGUGGAUUUUUCAAGCGAUGACAUUGAUUUUGAUGAAGUGUUUAGUGUGUGGCCACUUCAAAACCGGUAUACUCUGAUCAAGUUGACUGGGCCAUUCCACAAGACAUUAGGGUUACAGAGGGCUGUCAGUGCUGUACCAAAUGAUGAUGACAUAGUCUUUCUUUUUGAUCUUCAUAUUGAUGUUCCUUUUGGACUGCUGGAUAGUGUAAGAAAGCACACUAUAUUUGGCAAGGUNGCAUAUGCACCUGUUGUGGGCAGACUAGAUUGUGGGGCAUUUCCAAGUGAUCCCUAUGGUUUUUGGCAGGUGAAUGGCUAUGGAAUUUUAAGUGUUUUCAAAAAUGAUUGGGACAGAUUUGAAGGUAUGAAUGUUAGAGAUUUUACCACAAAGUGGGGUGGUGAGGAUUGGGAUCUUAUUGACAGAGUAUUCUCUGUGCAGCUGGAAAUUGAAAGACUUAAACAGCCGGGGUUGUUCCAUUACUAUCACUCUCACAAGGGAAUGUGGAAUACAUAGAUUCUAUAGGCAAACUAAUAGCGUUUUAAAUUGAUCAUGUAUUUAGGAAACCAAGGCAUGCAGAUUGGUGGAAGGCUAAAAUAGGUGUAUGAAAGGGGUGGUCCUAUCCUAGUUCAAAUAAUUUUUUCUUUGUAAAAUUUAAUCUUGUUGCAUUACUAUAGACAGAUGAGUUAAAAGAAAACUUGUGCUUGUGAACCAACUUUGCUGUUUUCCUAUAAAAUUUUCCAAAGUUUCUUCAAAUCUUGCCAGCAAACAUUUAUUUUUCUAUCCCAUCCUUUUUGCUAGAUGUUGUUUUUUAUGCUUAAAUUAUAAACACGGAAACUUCAGAUACAAACAAAACAUUAUUUAAUCAUGCAUGGCGAUAUCUGAUUACAGAAGACCCUUUUCUUUUGGGACCAUAAGGCCAUUCCAAGCACUGUGAUUGACUGUGAUUGGCUGUCAAAAAUGCUACAAAAAAAUUAUUUUUUUUAAUUUUUCAAUUGCGAUUAGUACAAUAAUGAGUAAGAAAACGAGGAUGUACUUAUAAAGUUAACAAUGCCCAUGAAGAAGUUAUCUCCAUCACUAAAUCCUGGAUCAAUUGAGCUUUCAGUCCUAGUAGUAGUUCUGUUGGUUCGAAGAAUUUAGUAUCAGGUCAAAUAACAAUCCCUAGUCGAUAUUUAUCUCUCUUCUCAUUGCUUCUCUGCUCGAUACUGUUUUGAUGUUGGAAGGAGAAAUUCUGUUAAGAUCAUCCAUGGGAGCUUAAAGGUUAAACACUAAAAUGAUGACCUUAAUUUGCUUACAUCUAGUUAAAAUGAUCGGUGGAUACUGACUUGUAAAAUCAGUGUAUAGUAUUGCAAAAUUUUCCCAGAGAAAGGAGGAAUUUUUAUUAUUUAUUCUCUAAUCAAGCAAUUUAGGAUUUCCAUUCAUUAUUUAAUAUAUUUUUUACGUUUGAUAAAAAUUUUAUUUUACCACUAAAGGCUUUGUUAUGCAGGACUACUAGAGCGCUCGCCUUCCACCAAUGUGUCCCGGGUUCGAUUCCCGGACCCAGCAUCAUAAGUGGAUUUAGUUUGUUGGUUUUCUAGUCUGCUCCGAGAGGUUUUUAUCCGGGUACUCAGUUUUCCCCUCUCCUCAAAAACCAUCAUCAUUUGAAUUUAUUUAA